Messenger RNA from Lagenorhynchus albirostris (white-beaked dolphin), 2988 nucleotides. RefSeq names its product A-kinase anchoring protein 3 (gene AKAP3). Bases 226 to 2793 code for a protein of 855 amino acids. The transcript is spliced from 5 exons. Gene Ontology annotation, biological process: intracellular protein localization. NCBI's taxonomy places the organism in Eukaryota, Metazoa, Chordata, Mammalia, Artiodactyla, Delphinidae. Gene Ontology annotation, cellular component: sperm principal piece; cytoplasm. The record is from RefSeq and is a predicted model, not a curated record. Gene Ontology annotation, molecular function: protein kinase A binding.
GGAAGGCUGAGGGGAGGAAACAAGAUCUUGAGCUGAGCACGAACAUCCCAGCAACUUCAUUGACUUUAAAAGUAUACUCUGGAGUCUUCUGUGGUUCACUAUUCCAGCUCUACAGAGGUUCCUUAUAUUUCAUGGCAGGAGGAGUGGAUAAACUUAGGAAUAGUGAAGACAACAAGAAAUUAAUCCAGAGCUUUCCUCAUAGCUCAGAACCUGUCCUCAGUAAGAAUGUCGGAUAGGGUUGACUGGUUACAAAGCCAAACUGGAGUUUGCAAAGUUGAUGUCUAUUCCCCCGGAGAUGACCUACCCCAGGACUGGAAAAUGGAAGACUCACAUGAUCCCAUCAGGGUGCUCAGCUGGCUCCGCAGAGACCUGGAGAAAAGCACAGCAGAGUUCCAAGAUGUUAGAUUCAAGCCUGGAGAAGCAUCAUUAGGUGGGGAAAUGGUCCACUCAGGAGACCCACACAAAAGUUUCUGUGUGGACUAUUAUAACACCACCAGCAAGGGCAGUCCAGGGAGAUUGCAUUUUGAGAUGAGUCACAGAGAGAACCCUUGUCAGGGCCCCAGUGCCCACGCUGGUAACAGGAGCUCAGUAGACGAAGUUUCCUUCUACGCCAAUCGCCUCACAAAUCUCGUCAUAGCCAUGGCCCGCAAGGAGAUCAACGAGAGGAUUGACGGCUCUGAGAGCAAAUGCAUCCAUCAGUCAGUGUACGUGGGGGAUAAGCCCGCACCCAAAAAAAGCCUGAGCAAGGUGGCAUCAGAGCUGGUGAACGAGACUGUCUCUGCCUGUUCCAGAAACUCCACCUCGGAUAAGGCUCCUGGCUCCUAUGACAGAGCCUCAGGAACAUCACAGAGUCCCGUGAAUGUAAAAUACAAAAGUGCUUUGAAGAUCAAGGACAGCACCAAGGAAAGCAGGGGUCCAGACGACAAGCCUUCUUCUAAGAAGUCUUUCUUCUAUAAGGAAGUGUUUGAAUCUUGUAACGCAAGUGAUGCCACAGAGGGCAGAAGGUCCUUACCCGCAGAGGGAGAGAUGUUGAGAGAGCAGGAAAAGCCCAAUGACUUCACAGCUUCUGUCAGUCAAGGGAUCAUCACCUAUGCUAACAGUGUGGUGUCUGAUAUGAUGGUCUCCAUCAUGAAGACACUGAAGAUCCAAGUGAAGGACACGACCAUUGCCACCAUCCUGCUAAAGAAGGUCCUGAUCAAGCACGCGGAAGAGGUGGUCUCAGAUCUCAUCGACUCCUUCAUGAAGAACCUCCACGACGUCACAGGGGCCCUCAUGACUGAUACGGACUUUGUCUCGGCCGUGAAAAGAAGUCUCUUCGUUCAUGGAAGCCAGAAGGCCACAGAUAUCAUGGAUGCCAUGCUGAGUAAACUCUACUCAGUGAUAUUUGCCAAGAAACCUCCUGAGACUGUCAGGGAAACCAAGGACAAGUCUGAGAGUUAUUCCCUCAUGUCCGUGAAAGGAACGAGUGACCCUAAAAACCGAAACGUCAGCUUUGCAUCCAUGAAAUCUGAAGGUAAAUUGAGGGAAAAAAUAGGCUCUCCUGCACCCAAACCCGAGAAGGAGAAGACUUGUGUUGAAACUCUGGGCGAGCACAUCAUCCAAGAGGGCCUGUCCCUGUGGCAUAAAAACCAGCAGAAAGAAGGAAAAUCUCCAGACCUCCAGUGUGCACCGCUUGCAGCUUCCAACAAACAGCAUAAACCUGCGCCAGACUCUCCCUCGGGAGUUCCUCUCGAUCCUAGCAACCUCAGUCCCUCUACGCAUCACCCAGAGAAACUGGAGAAUUUUAUGCAUGACUCUGAGUCCUGGGCCAGGGACCUGAUCGUAUCCGCCUUACUUCUGAUUCAGUACCACCUGGCCCAGGGGGGAAGCAUGGAUGCACAGAGUCUCCUUAAAGCUGCUGGUGGCACCAACUUGCAGGCCAACAACAAGUCCCCUGCAGUUUCUGAUGAGUCCGGCCUUAGGUCUCCUCAUAUGGGGGUUGACCAAGAAGCAGCAGAAAAGAAGGAUCUAAUGAGCGUUUUCUUCAACUUCAUCCGGAACUUACUCGGUGAGACCAUUUUCAAGAGCGACCGUAGCUCUGAACCCAAGCCAACUAAGGAAGAAGACAGUCCCCAGUGUGAAAGACCUGUAAGUCCUUCUCCCAUCAAACUAAAUGAAGGCGAUGAGGCUGGAGGUACUUUUGCUGGGCUGACCAAGAAGGUUGCUAACCAGCUAGAUGACCACAUGAACAAGCAAAUGGUAGAACAUCUGAUGGACUCAGUGAUGAAGUUGUGUCUCAUUAUUGCCAAGUCCUGUGACUCUCCAUUGGCAGAAGUAGAAAGUAAUAAGUCUGGGGAUACCAACAGGCCAACUUCAUCCUCCCCAGAUAGUCUACAUGAGUGUUUGUCAACCAAGGGCACAGGGGCAGCAGAGAUCCUCCUGAAGAAUGCUUAUGAAGCUAUCUACAACGAAUUGAGAGGCAUAUCAGCACCGCUCCCCGAAGGGUCUGCAGCACCCAAAGUGAUUGUCAGCAGUCACAACCUAGCCGAUACGGUUCAGAACAAGCAACUCCAAGCCGUUCUUCAAUGGGUGGCCGCCUCUGAGCUCAAUGUCCCCGUGUUGUACUUUGCUGGUUAUGAUGAAGGAAUCCAGGAGAAGCUACUUCAGCUCUCGGCAGCCGCCAUGGAAAAAGGGCGCAGCGUAGGUGAGGUUCUGCAGUCGGUGCUGCGCUAUGAGAAGGAACGACAGCUGCACGAGGCGGCGGGCAACGUCACGCGGCUGCAGCUGCUGGACUGGCUGAUGGUGAACCUGUGAUGGGGCCGCUGCCCUCCCCUCUUCCCGCGCUGGGCCCGGCCCUCGUCCCCUCCCUGCCUUCUCACCUCCGCAGCCCCCGCCUCCGUAUCAUCACAGAGCCCCAGCGUCACCUUCAUACCACUCACAUCCAAGACACGUCAUCUUGUGCUAGUCCCUGGAUUUCGCAUUUUCCUGUCCAUGUGAGCAAGGACAUAA